Messenger RNA from Truncatella angustata, 1851 nucleotides. RefSeq names its product peptidase M24, structural domain-containing protein. Bases 1 to 1851 code for a protein of 616 amino acids. Gene Ontology annotation, molecular function: metalloaminopeptidase activity. The transcript has 4 exons. NCBI's taxonomy places the organism in Eukaryota, Fungi, Ascomycota, Sordariomycetes, Amphisphaeriales, Sporocadaceae. The record is from RefSeq and is a predicted model, not a curated record.
AUGGAGAAGAUCGAUACAUCUAGCCGGCUCGCCGAGCUGCGCAAGCUCAUGAAAGAGAACAAUAUUGAUGUAUACAUUGUUCCCUCGGAAGACAGCCACUCCUCGGAAUACAUUGCGCCGACAGAUGCGCGGCGAGAAUUCAUAUCUGGAUUUACCGGCUCGGCAGGAUGUGCCGUCAUCACCCACGACAAGGCCGCCCUGGCGACUGAUGGCCGCUACUUCAAUCAGGCUGCAAAGCAGCUCGAUGACAACUGGGUGCUAUUGAAGCAGGGAAUACAGAAUGUGCCAACAUGGCAAGAGUGGACUGCUGAGCAGUCCGAGGGGGGCAAGGUUGCUGCUGUAGACCCAACACUCCUUACCGGGGGAGCGGCGAGGAAGCUGGCAGAAAAGAUCAAGAAGAGCGGAGGCAAGGAUCUCGUGGCCGUGACAGAGAACCUGGUCGACAAAGUCUGGUCUCAGGACAAGCCUGCUCGGCCGAAUGAGCAAGUCAAUGUUCUUGACGGCAAAUUUGCCGGAAAAGACGUCAAGGAGAAACUUGUCGAGCUACGCAAGGAACUCGACAAAAAGAAGUCACUUGGAUUUGUGGUUUCCAUGCUCGACGAAAUUGCCUGGUUGUUCAACCUUCGUGGUAACGAUAUUCCUUUCAACCCUGUCUUUUUCUCCUACGCUAUUGUCACAACUGACAAGGCAAUACUGUACAUUGAUGCUUCGAAGCUGAGCGACCAAUAUCAAUCGAUCUUAGCAGAGAAUGGUGUCGAGAUCAAGCCCUACGGUGCCAUCUUUGAGGAUGCUACCGCUCUUGGUCAGUCUGCCAAGUCGAGCAGCGCCGCGACACCUGGGGAAAACAAGAAGUAUCUCAUCUCUAACAGAGCUUCUUGGGCUCUGAAGCUCGCUCUAGGCGGUGAUGAGUUGGUGGAAGAAGUGCGCAGUCCGAUAGGCGACUCCAAGGCUAUGAAGAAUGCUACCGAGUUGGAGGGUAUGAGACAGUGCCACAUUCGAGACGGGGCCGCCCUGGUCGAGUACUUUGCUUGGCUUGAGGACCAACUCAUCAACAAGAAAGCGACACUUGAUGAGGUACAAGCAGCGGACCAAUUGGAGGCCUUCCGAGCCAAGAAGAACCACUUUGUCGGGCUAUCCUUCGAAACAAUUUCCUCCACAGGUGCAAACGCCGCUGUAAUCCACUACAAGCCAGAGCCAGGCGCCUGCCCAGCCAUUGAUCCUAACGCCAUAUAUCUUUGCGACUCUGGUGCACAGUAUUUAGACGGCACAACGGAUACCACACGAACUCUACACUUUGGUGAGCCAACCGCGGCCGAGAUCGAAGCAUACACGUUAGUGUUGAAGGGCAACAUCGCUUUGGACGUGGCCAUCUUCCCCAAAGGCACCACAGGAUUCGCAAUUGAUUGUUUGGCACGACAGCAUCUUUGGCAACAGGGUUUAGAUUACCGACAUGGUACCGGCCACGGAGUUGGAUCGUUCCUCAAUGUGCAUGAAGGCCCCAUGGGUAUCGGCACUAGGAUACAGUACUCGGAGGUUGCAUUGGCGGAGGGCAAUGUCCUCUCUAACGAGCCCGGUUUCUACGAAGACGGCAAAUUCGGCGUCCGGAUAGAGAACAUUAUCAUGGUGAAGAAAGUGGAAACGAAAUACUCUUUCGGUGACAAGCCCUGGCUUGCAUUUGAGCACGUCACAAUGGUCCCAUACUGCCGCAAGCUCAUCGACACAAACCUCCUUACCGCUACAGAGACAAAGUGGCUCAACGAUUACAAUGAUGAGAUUCUUGAAAAGAUCAGCCCUUUGGUCAAGGAUGACGUUACCAAGGCAUGGCUCGAGAGAGAGACCAAGCACUACUAG